AUUGUCGUUUGAAGUAAACAGUAUGGAUAUUUGCCAGUAAGAUAUUCUAAUGAAAUAUGGUCAAAAUCAUAUAAUCAAGAAGUGAUUUAAAAGUGUUUUAUUCCAAGGAAUAAACAUGUGGCCCAUGCUCUUAGACCUGACCCGCGAUGAAUGCCGCCGGACGCUUAGAAGACUCGAAUUGGAGGCCUACUCGAAUAUGGUAAAUGUGUUUAGAGCACAAGGGGCAUUAGAAGACAACAGAAAAAAGUUGUUGGAGGAACUGCGCGCCGUUUUGCAUAUAAGCCACGAUCGUCAUAGUGCUGAGGCGCGGCGCGUGUCCAAUGAUGAGCUGUUAGCUACUAUUGCUGAACAAUUAUCUGGCCCAAACACAGGUCUAGGAUGGAUCAUCGAAGGUCGCAGAAAAAUUCCCUUAAUGCCGCGUGGCAUUGCGCAAACUAUGUACACCGAGAUUGCGGAUAAAGUGCAAGAAGCCACAGUGGCCGAAAAUAAAGAAUUACAAAUGAAAAUUGAUGCUGAAGAACUUGUUGCGCCAAAGUCUAAUGAAGAGGAGAUUCGUGAUUCGGAAUCAGCUGACGCGGCGCUGCAGUGCAAUGAAAGCAUGGAGGAGAUAUACCCACCAGUUGCCAUGGAAGACCACUCAGCCAAAAUCUGGGAAACUGAAUUAAUAUGUCGUAAAAGGAAAAUUCCCGAAAGUAGCGUAUCAAAUGAAGAUGUGCCGCCACCAGUAAAGAACAUGAGAAACAUACCUGUGAAUGUAAAUCAGAAACAUCUCAAUAUAUCACAAGUAUACUCGAAAUAUUCACAACCGACAGUCAGCAAGUCCUCAAGUCAAUCCAAGCAUUCAUAUAAUCAAGUUAGCAAACUUUCUUCGACUAAAUCAAGUCAAACACAAGCACAACGCUCACAACACAGACAUAGAGCGCAUAAACAAAGAAUGCCCAAGUCUCAUAAAAAAUCUCAAGAAUUAAAAAUGUCGCCUAAUAAACAAUAUAACCCAGUUUCAAUGCAGCUAGAAUACUCAGGGCCGCCUAACUCAUUCCAGGCUUCCUAUGCUCAGUCCGUAUUGGGAAAUAAAAACAAAUCUGAUUAUAUUGACGAAAUGAAAACAAAAGUAAAAUCAUCGCCUGGUAUGGUGAGCGAAUCGCCUACAAUGCAUUUGCUAAGUCAGCCGGCGACUGUUCCUCAUGAAUUAGGCGUAUCAGAAAACGCACAUCCUGACGAUCAUUCGUCAUUACAAGCUCAAAGUACCCCUAUACCUAAACAGUCAGCUGCGGGCAAACAAUGCCAACUAUUAAUAAAAAAUAGAGCUGAAGCAGACAAAAAAGUACAAAUGCAAGACUUUAAAAUUGUACAAAAGCCUAAUGAUAACAUAAAGAUUCUCUCUAAUCGACAAGUCGUCGUUGCGCCAAGUUCUACCCAAAAGGCGUUAAAUACACGAAAACUUGUCACAACAAAAGUUAUUGGUUCGAUACCAAAGGGGCGAUCGUCCACAACUCCAGUUAAAUCCAUGUCAGAAAAGAUGGUUGUGGUAUCAAAACCCAUUGACAACAGAAUAUCACAUCCAAAAUUUGUUAUAACCUCUUCAUCUAGUACAUCAAUGAAAAACCCUAUACCAAUAAGUGCAAAUAACUUAUCACCCCCGACAUCGGAGCCUUUGACCCCCAAAGGGAUUCCAGCGACCGAUUUGAAAGUAUCAGCAAAAACAUUCGUUCUUAAUCCAAAAUCUGGACAAAAAAUGGUCGUUUUGCCGGCGAAACAAAGUAAAGAGGGUCAAGUACCAUUGUUCCAUUUUAAAGGAAUACCCACUGCAAUGAAGCUAGUGUCUGUAAGCUCGCAGCCAAACACGCCCGUUGCUAAAUUAAAUCCAGGCAUUGCAACACCAAAGCCAGCCGUUCCUAUACCUUCAAGCACAAAAAUAGUAGGUGUUGAGCCUAUUAAAACUGCUAACUUAGCAGAUAUCGUCCCAGUGAAGGGAUCAACGCCAGUGACGACACAGAAAAUGACGAAUCCCAUUGUGCGACCUGUGAAUACUAAAGGAAAUGUCAUUGUUGUUCCGAAAGGCGCCACAAUCGGAAAAACACUGACUUUUACCAAAAACGGGAAUGAUAUGUCAAAAAUUAUUAUGGGUAAAAAUGUAAAUAAACUUCUACAGGCUAAAUCCGAACAAGGAGAGUCGUCUAAGUCGGGCAAUGUAAUCGUUUUAGAACUUAACAAUGAACAGUCCGGUAGAACAACUACCAUGUCUGAAAUACUAGAUGGUCGCGUUGCUAAUACUGCGCGUUCUCAUGAAGAGAUUAAACAAGAUGUCAAUCAAACAAUUACUCAAGAUACGCCUGUAUUAUUUGAAAAUCAAAUCGCCGCAGAGAGUUGCACCACGGCGAGUCUAGACUCGUCGACGAGUAUGGGUGAUAUAGUUCCUAUGGAAGAAAGUUCUCUCAACUUGAUUGAAAAAAGUGAAGAACCGAAGUCCACAUUUAGUCAAGACACCGAAGUCGCAAAAGAUUCUUCAAGCGUCACUGAUUGGGAAAUGGAGCUCGAAACGGUGACAUCGAGAAAAGAGAAGGACGACGACAAACUGAACUCUUUACAUCUAGAUCUCGGCAUGUCCAGUGAAAGCGAGAGUGAGUACAUGGGCGACAACGGAAAGAACAAGAGCAAGCACUCGUCCCAAGACAGCAUACAACAAGAGACACAGCGAGGGAUGAGCAGUGAAAUAUAUAGCGGGUCGGGUCUCUCGCUAGCGACGAGAACGUUGCUCAGCCAGUUGCAGGACGAGGGCUCGUCCAGCAACGACUCCUCGUUCGCGCUCAAAUCCAAAAAGGCGGACGACGGCGGCGAGGGUUGCGGCAAAGCGGACAAGUCCGAGUCGGACGCGCUGUCCAAGGCGAAAGCGAAGCUCACGCAAAAGGUGGCGGAGGCGCAGUCCCGACAAAAGCGGAUAGACGUGUAUAGUACGGCAAUAACGACGUCGGAGAUAAACCUAGAAUCGUUUUCGUAUUUAGAUGAGAGCCUGAUGGCGGGCGACGACGAGUUCGACUCGAAGCGGGCGCCGCGCCGCAGCACGCUGGACGAGCAGCUCAGCCGCUUGCUCGGCGAAGACUCGCAGGACUCCACCGACUCGCAAACUGUAAGUGAACGACUGCCUCUAGCCAGUAACGACCAGUGAGCGGAGGACGCUGUGCGAGGUUGUGCUUUGUGAUAUGCCGUGUAUAUAUUAUUACUGUCCGUGGUGAACUCUCUUGUUUUCUGUGAAAAUAUAUUGACACUCGCGUGCGUUGCGUCUUUGAAUGUGAAGAGGCUAAAUUGAACGACAUGACCUGACUAAUAUUUGUAUGAAAUGGAACUUCAUAUUUUUAUAUACUUGUAUGUACAUUAUAUAUCUUUUAUUCUUUUUGUAUUGUUUUACUCGAAAUGUUUACAAGGAUUGGUGUAAAGUUUCACUGAUCUUGUACGUUAUCGCCAAAACAAGUAACGUGUGCUCGCUAAAUUGCCUUAAGAAAAAUAACAAUUGAAUACUUGCGUGUCUUUUACGAUAGUCUUUCUAAAAUCUUUAAAUCUUCUCGCACCUGUUUAUAAUAUGGAAAACACUGACGAUAUUUUAAUUAAUCAGGAAUAAUUUUACUUAGUAAGUUAAAUUUUAAAUGUAUUAAUUCCUUAUGUUCGAACAUGAAAUAAGUCAAGAUCAAAUAAAUGAUUACAAAAGAUUUUCAAUUAAAAAUCAGUCUUGAUAAAUCUUAUGUAGUAGUUUUUCAAUUAUUAUUCACUAAUUGUUAUAUUGAUACGUUUUACUUGGUGCAACUUGCUUCAGCUAUUAACAAGAAAAUAAACAUAAUAUAUUAAUAUAAUAUAUAUUUGUUAUUAUGUAAAAAAGUCAAGAACUUCCUUGCCUGUAUACCACAGGGUUGAAAUGUAGUAAGAUAGAAAUUUAUUAUCCUAGAUUGAAAACCAAAACUACAACGUUUCGUUAAUCAAUUAUAACAUGCAUGAUUACUUGAAUAGCCCAAAAAUUCACACUUUUUAGCGUAUCUUGUCUUCUUUUCCUGUACUUAAAGCAAUAACAUUAAUAUAUUUACUAAAUAAAAUACAAAACCAAAUAAUAUAUUCAUAAUAUUAUGUAGAUACAUUGUUAUAUAAAUCCAUUAAAUAUUUAUUACAAUAAAUGUACUUUUUCAUAACAAAAUAUAGAUUAUUAUACAAUAUAUAUUAGGGCAACUAUAAUGUUAGUUAUUUUAUUUUACGAAGCAUUAUUCUGUAUUUAAUUUGCUUGGCAACAAAACUUGAAUAUAGUUUACUCGGUGUUUAUAAAAACUUUUAAAAUUAACAUAUCCAUUUUUAUAUAAAUAAAAUAAUUAAACCAAUGGCAUAAUAAAAAAAUAUAUAUUACUAUUAAGUGGAAGGAAAUGCUCAAGCAAUAAAUUAAUUAUUUAUAUAUAAAUUAAUAAUAGGUUAUUUAUUUGGAUAGAAUUUGGAAAUAUUUAUUAUAAUAUUGUCAUUGUAAGAUAAUUCAUGUUUUUUUAUGUCUGGAAUGUUGUCUUUGGGAUAUUAAUACAAUAUAAUGUAUUAUAACUUAGGAUAUUCACUACGAAAUGUGUCAGUAUAAAAAACGCAGUCUUCUGUAAUAACGCAAAUUUUAAAAUAUCAAAAUUACUAUUGUAAACAUUUUAACUUUUCAAUAUAAAAUCCAACUUUAGCAAUCAUUGUAUCAAUUCUCUGUUAGUAGAGUAAUAUAUUUUUAUUUUAUCAGGAAUAAAAUGUAAGUGAUAUUAUGAAAUAUAACCAUUGUGCAUAGAUUUCAAAUGAGACCAAUGUUUGUUGGCGCAAAGUUACAUCUUAGCUGGUCAUUCAAAUUUGUAAAUUGUCUUCAUCCUGUUAGUCAUUCAUAAAUUCAAUUAUUUAUAUUCAAAUCGAAUAAAACACAAAGUAAUAAUUUUCCUUUUUUCUUUUAAAUUGAAAUUUAAAAAAAAAUACCUACAUGACAUUUGUAAAAUUAGGUACAUACCUAUAUUUUUUAUUGCAUUUUCGAAACGAUGUCAGUAUUUCUAAACCCAUAAUGUUAUAUUUCGUAGGAUUAACAUUAUAAUCAUUGUAAUGUAAAGAAUAUGGAAAAGUAUCAUUUAGAAUUAUUAUUUUCAUACAAAAUAGAUGUCUAGCACAUUACAAUUGUAUUUAAAAUAUCAUCCAUAUUAAUUAAAACUACAAUAUGAUAGUUUUCUUGUCGUGUUCCUACAAUAGUUGUCUAUAAAAUAAUAAUGUUAUUUGUUAGUUUCAUGUAAAAUACACUAAGUAAGGAUCGGUGUUUUAUGGACAUGUUUUGAUUUACAAUCAUUAUAUCAUAACAUUGUAUAUUACGCAUACGCACAAAUUAAAAUACUUUUAGUUUUAUUUAAAGUUCUUGAGAAAAAAUGAACACUCACAUUGAUAAGAUAUUAUUGUGUAAAUCUCCUAAGUUUUGAACCUAAAAUACAGUGUGAUUUCAAAACAACGCAAAUAAUGCAUUCAAAUUAACAUUAGCAAAUCUCUUAUCUCAAAAGUACUAAGAAAUAGUGUAGUACAGUGGAUUCAAGUUCUCAUAGAGCGGGUUGUAUGUUCAAUGGUGCAUAAUUAUUUUAGGCUAAUCAAUCUGUUAUAGCAAUAUUAUUUGUUUUAGUUUAAUUUUAUACUUGACUCUGUCCAAGCCGCUAGACUAUUUGUUAAUAUUUUAUUUGUUUAAUCUUUAUUCUUAUACAAUUUUAUUCCUUGCUAACAAAAAACUGUUUAUACACAUUUAUGCCUACAUACAAAACAUUAAAUGGCCAAUAAGUAGUUACCCAAUUAAGAUUUUAUUUCUAUUUAGAUUUCCGCCCGUGGCUUCGGCCGCGUUUUCAAAGAAAAACUAGCAUAGUUCCCGUUCCCGUUAGAUUUCGGGGUAAAAC
Colias croceus (clouded yellow) is the source of this 5912-nucleotide messenger RNA. Its product is annotated as BRCA2-interacting transcriptional repressor EMSY. NCBI's taxonomy places the organism in Eukaryota, Metazoa, Arthropoda, Insecta, Lepidoptera, Pieridae. Bases 116 to 3166 code for a protein of 1016 amino acids. The transcript has 6 exons. The record is from RefSeq and is a predicted model, not a curated record. Gene Ontology annotation, cellular component: nucleoplasm. Gene Ontology annotation, biological process: regulation of DNA-templated transcription.